AUGUUCAUUUUGAUUUUUCUCUUCUUGCUCCUGAACAGCCCACUUCUUGUGUCCAGUAUCAUCCAUCCCAAGUGCUUUUGGAGAAUGAAGCAGAAUAAUGACAAGAUAGGUUGUAUCUUCUUCCUUUUCAGCGAGCAGGGGCCUGUGGAGAAGGAUUAUUUCAACAACAUUCUGAAUAGAAACAUACCAACUGAAAACAACAAGUUUCCAUUGGCCUUAACUUUUUCCAUGGAUGAAGUCAAUAGGAACCCUGAUCUUUUGCCAAACAUGUCAUUAAUAUUUCAGUGGCCCAGAAGUGGUUGUAGGACUGUGUCAUCAUUAUACAGUUUCAUGCCUUUAUCUGAAAAAAAACAAUAUAAAUCUCCUAAUUAUGAAUGUAAAGAAAAGAUUAUGUGUAUAAUGAUACUGACUGGACCAAGCUGGGAAACAUCUGUGAUGAUUGGGACAUUGCUUGAGCACUACGGAUCUCGACAGAUACUUCAGCUUACCUUUGGACCUUUCCAAACCAUCCUGAGUGAUCAUGAUAGAUUUCCCUAUCUAUAUCAGAUGGCCCCCAAGGACACAGCUCUACCCCUGGCAAUGGUCUCUUUGAUGCUUCACUUCAACUGGAACUGGAUUGGACUGGCCAUCUCUGACAGCGAUCAGGGUACACAAUUUCUCUCACAUUUGAGAACAGAGAUGGAAAAACAUAAAGUCUGCUUUGCUUUUGUGAGCAUAAUCCCAGUCAAUACACAUUUAUACAUGUCAAGAGCUGAAGUAUAUUAUAACCAAAUCAUAACAUCAUCUGCAAAUGUAGUUAUCAUUUUUGGUGAUGCAGACAGUACUCUAGCUGUGAGCUUUAGAAAGUGGGAAUCCCUAGGUAUACAGAGAAUAUGGUUGACUACCUCACAAUGGGAUGUCACUACAAGUAAGAGAGACUCCACAGUUGGAUCAUCCCAUGGGACAUUAUCUUUUGCACACCACCAUUCUGAGAUUUCUGGUUUUAAAGCUUUUGUUCAGACAUUGAACCCUCUGAAAUACACAGUUGAAUACCUUGCAAGGCUGGGAUGGAUGAACUUUAACUGUGAAGUCUCAGCUUCUAAGUGUAAGACACUGAAGAAUUGUUCAUCCAAUGCCUCAUCACAGUGGCUAAUGGGACAGACUUUUGACAUGGCCUUUAGUGAGGACAGUUAUGACAUAUAUAAUGCUGUGUAUACUGUGGCCCAUGCUGUCCAUGAGAUGCUUCUUCAACAUGUGGAUUACGGGAAUGUACACCAUGGUAACUGCUUGAAGCUGCACUCCUUUCUGAGGAAGACUCACUUCACUAAUCCUGUUGGAGAGAAAGUGAAUAUGAACCAGAGAGAAAACCUGCAGGCAGAGUAUGACAUUUUCCAGAUUUGGAAUUUCCCAAAUGGAUUUGGAUUUAAGGUGAAGAUAGGAGAGUUUAGUCCAUAUUUUCCAAAGGGUCAUCAGCUCCAUUUAUAUGAUGAUGUGAUAGAGUGGUCCAUAGGAAGUAGACAGAUGCCACCCUCUGUGUGCAGUGCUGAUUGUGGUCCUGGUCUGAAGAAAUUCUUGCGGGAGGGAAGUGCAGCCUGCUGUUUUGAUUGCAUACUGUGCCCAGAAAAUGAAGUUUCUAAUGAGACAAAUGUGGAAAAGUGUGUGAGGUGUCCAGAGGAGCAGUAUGCCAACAGAGAGCACAACCAGUGCAUUCACAAAGCUGUGAUCUUUUUGAACUACAAAGAUCCCUUGGGGAUGACUCUUGCCUCAAUGGCACUGUGCUUCUCUGCAUUCACAGUUCUUGUUCUUGGGGUCUUUGUCAAGCACCAUGACACUCCCAUUGUGAAGGCCAAUAACCAGAAUCUUAGUUACAUAUUGCUCAUCUCACUCACGUUUUGUUUCUUGUGCUCCUUGCUCUUCAUUGGCCAGCCCAAUUCAGCUACCUGCAUCUUGCAACAAAUCACAUUUGGGGUUGUAUUCACUGUGGCUGUUUCCACUGUGUUGGCCAAAACAGUGACUGUGCUUUUGGCUUUCAUAGUCACAGCCCCUGGAAGGAUGAGGUUCUUCAUGGUUUCAAGGACACCCAACUAUAUCAUUGUCAUUUGUACCCUCAUCCAAGUCAUUCUCUGUGCAAUCUGGCUGCUAGUUUCUCCCCCCUUUAUUGACACUGAUGCACACUCUGAGCGUGGCCAAAUCAUCAUUGUGUGCAACAAAGGCUCAGUUACUGCAUUCUACUGUGUCUUGGGAUACCAUGGCUUCCUUGCCUUAGGGAGCUUCAUUGUGGCUUUCUUGGCCAGGAAUCUCCCUGACAAAUUCAAUGAAGCCAAAUUUCUGACCUUCAGCAUGCUGUUGUUCUGCAGUGUCUGGGUCACUUUUCUCCCUGUCUACCAUAGCACCAAGGGCAAGGUCAUGGUGGUAGUGGAGGUCUUCUCCAUUUUGUCCUCAAGUGCAGGUCUGCUGGGAUGCAUCUUUAUUCCUAAGUGCUAUAUAAUUUUGUUCCAACCAGAGAGAAAUUCUCUUUCAAAGUUAAGGGAGAAAACAUCUUCCUGA
This is a messenger RNA of Onychomys torridus (southern grasshopper mouse), 2526 nucleotides long. Its product is annotated as vomeronasal type-2 receptor 116-like. NCBI's taxonomy places the organism in Eukaryota, Metazoa, Chordata, Mammalia, Rodentia, Cricetidae. Gene Ontology annotation, cellular component: membrane. Gene Ontology annotation, molecular function: G protein-coupled receptor activity. The transcript has 6 exons. The record is from RefSeq and is a predicted model, not a curated record. Gene Ontology annotation, biological process: G protein-coupled receptor signaling pathway. The coding region runs from base 1 to 2526 and encodes 841 amino acids.